Truncatella angustata is the source of this 2448-nucleotide messenger RNA. RefSeq names its product heterokaryon incompatibility protein-domain-containing protein. The record is from RefSeq and is a predicted model, not a curated record. Lineage: Eukaryota; Fungi; Ascomycota; Sordariomycetes; Amphisphaeriales; Sporocadaceae. Bases 161 to 2317 code for a protein of 718 amino acids. The transcript has a single exon.
GUGACCUUUGCAUGGCAUAGUAGGGCGGAUCCUCUAAACCUUUUCGACUGUUGCCAUAUCUGCGAUUGAUUACGGUCUACUUCGUCGAAUCACCGGUUCUUCAGUCCACUGCCUGUAACCUAGGUUAUCUCAUAGCGCAACGUACUAUAGGUUCGUGAAUAUGGAAACGCAUUCGAAACUCUGCGACACAUGUCAACACGUUAAGCUUGAGGACUACCUCUACCAAGCCAAAUAUCCCGGCACCGUGGAAUUAGGCCGCUUCCAAGACGUCGCCAAGAAAAGUGACUGCCCUCUUUGUAGGCUCGUGAUCCAGGCACUCAACAUUUACUCGAGACAAUACUGGAAGGCCGGCGUCUAUCCUGUGGAAGUUUGCUACCUGGGAUGGCAUGUUGAAAAGUCAAACCAGCCAGUCCUCGACGUUUGGUUUAAUUCCACAUCCGAAACACUUCCAGACGGCAUGUGGGGCCACUCUACAACCCUGGGCCAAAUUAUUCCUCUGUACCAACCACUUGCGCAUACUGCGAGUGAGGCAGGAGUAAUAGGUCGUACCCAGCUUGUUGGUGAGAAAAUUGACAUUUCUCGCCUCCGAGGCUGGAUGAAUAGCUGCGCUUCCUUUCAUGGGCCGAAUUGCAACCCCCCAAAGCUUCACAUAACUGAGAGGCCAGACUUGAGGUUGCUAUUGGUCGAUGUCAGGAGGAUGAGGCUCGCAGAGUGUGACUGGGGCUCUCGUUAUGUAGCGCUCAGCUAUGUCUGGGGCUCCUCCAAGAGUCUGGUGUGCACAAAGACAAACAUACACCAUCUCCAAAAGGAUGGGUCUCUACGAAAAUUGCGGGGCGAGCUACCACGGGCAAUUAAUGAUGCUAUUGACCUGACCGACGCCGUGGGUGAAGCAUAUCUAUGGGUAGAUGCGCUCUGUAUCAUCCAGGAUGACAACAGCUCGAAGGAUGUGUACAUUUCACGUAUGAAUCAAAUCUAUGGCAAUGCAUAUGUGACUCUCGUUACGCUAAAUGGCCUAUCGGACGAUUCGGCGUUACCAGGAGUUACCCACUCGCGGAUCCUCGUCCAGUCGCCCGUUGAAAUCAAUGGCCUACAUCUGGUUCCCAGGCUGCCGGAACUUUCCUUCGUUGAACAGUUCUCUGCGUGGAGUCGCAGGGCUUGGACAUUUCAGGAAGGUAUCCUGUCCAGGCGUUGUCUUUAUUUUGCAGAACAUCAAGUAUUUUGGCAAUGCCGCACCGCUUACCAGGCGGAGGAUAACGCAGAUGAUCAUGAUCAAGAUGUGUCGGAUUUUGGACGGGGGCGGAGGGUCAAUGCUCUGGACAGAGAGUCCGGAAACGAUCGAAGAAUGCAGUUCAACAUAUUUGAAUCGCUUGUCAAGCAGUAUUCCCCGAGGGACGUGACUUUCUCUGCUGAUGCUCUGAAUGCAUUUGCUGGGAUUCUUUCUGCUAUGACAGAGUCAUUUGGCUGGAAAUUCGCGUACGCCCUGCCAGAAUCUUUGUUCGACCUGGCAUUGCUAUGGAGACCCAUGUUCAGUGCUACUAUGCGACCCAGGUGGUCGUCCGGUCAAAGCGAAGAGUCUUUUUGUACAUCACCUACUUGGUGUUGGACGAGCUGGCGCGGAGACAUUUUCUGGAGUCCUUGGCGUCUGCAAUCCUUCGCAGGCCAGGAAGUCACUUUGAAGACAGAGAUUGUGAGCUUUUGGGUUCAAGACUCUGGCGGUUUGCGCCAGAUUCGGCGAGGCCGGGCUCUGGACUCUGAUGCUGAGAUUACCGGUUACACAGCUGGUGAGCAGAUAACACCAGAGUCUGCACUAGUGUUUGAAGCCAAAACAAUCAAUAUUGAGGCAUACAGCAUCUCGGAACCGCGGAUAGACCAGUGUGCCUUGUGGAACGGUGAUAAAGCUGGUAUUAACUUGUCCGACUAUUUCCGCAAUAAUAUGUCUCAUUCCUCCUGGAUCUAUGAUUCUUCUGGUCAACACUGCGGCACGCUCGAUGCCUUUAAGCUAGACGCAGAGAUAACGCCGUGCAAGAACUACCCUCGUUAUGACUUAGUCCUGCUAUCGCGUAGCGGCCAAGGCGAGGUAACACAGGCAGCCAUUGAACACUUCCAGGACCGUCUUCCCCCCGAAUACCCGUUCAAUGUAGAGUAUUACGAAGAGAUAUUCGAUACGCGUCAUUACUCCUACAAAACUGACUGGGCCCUGAAUAUCAUGUUGGUGCGAUGGAAAAAUAACCUGGCGGAGCGUGUGGCCAUUGGACAGAUGCAUGUUGAUUCUUGGAAUGAGGCGCUCCAGGAAUCAAGUUUAAUUACACUGGUGUGAGCCUGUAAGUUAAAGGAGAAGUAAUUCCUACUUUGCUUACUUGUCCCAUGUUGCAGACAGCUUCUAUGCGUCAACGACCUUCACCAACUUCCAAAAAUAUUUAAGUCACAUACAACACCGGGGAUUCCCCA